AUGAAGAUGUUAACUAAAUUUGAAUCCAAGUCUUCUAGGGCUAAAGGUGUUGCCUUUCAUCCAAAGAGACCUUGGGCUUUAGUCUCGUUACAUUCAUCAACAAUACAAUUAUGGGAUUAUCGAAUGGGGACAUUAAUUGAUCGAUUUGAAGAUCAUGUUGGACCAGUAAGAAGUGUUGAUUUCCAUCCAACUCAACCAUUAUUUGUUUCUGGAGGUGAUGAUUAUACCAUUAAAGUUUGGUCAUUAAACACUAGAAAAUGUAUUUUCACCUUGAAUGGACAUUUGGAUUAUAUUAGAGGGGUAUCAUUUCAUCAUGAUUUACCAUGGAUUAUUAGUUGUUCUGAUGAUCAAACCAUUAGGAUUUGGAAUUGGCAAAAUCGACAAGAAAUUGCUUGUUUAACUGGUCAUAAUCAUUAUGUUAUGAGUGCUCAAUUCCAUCCUAGUGAAGAUUUAAUUGUUAGUGCUUCAUUAGAUCAAACAGUUCGGGUUUGGGAUAUUUCUGGAUUAAGGAAAAAACAUAGUGCUCCAACUUCUUCAGUUCGUGCAUUUGAAGAUCAAUUACAAAGACAACAAUUACCUCAACAAGAUAUUUUUGGUAAUAUUAAUGCUGUUGUUAAAUAUGUAUUGGAAGGUCAUGAUAAAGGAGUUAAUUAUGCUUCUUUCCAUCCUACUUUACCUCUUAUUGUUUCUGCUGGAGAUGAUCGAGUAGUUAAAUUAUGGAGAAUGAGUGAUACUAAAGCUUGGGAAGUUGAUACUUGUAGAGGUCAUACUGGUAAUGUUUUAAGUGCUAUUUUCCAUCCUCAUCAAGAUUUAAUUUUAUCAGUUUCUGAUGAUAAAACUAUUCGGGUUUGGGAUUUGAAUAAAAGAGUCCCCGUGAAACAAUUUAGAAGAGAACAUGAUCGUUUUUGGUUGAUUGCUUCCCAUCCAACUAUUAGUUUAUUUGCUGCUUGUCACGAUUCAGGUAUUAUGGUGUUUAAAUUAGAAAGAGAAAGACCAGCUCAUACUAUUUUCCAAAAUAAAUUAUAUUAUGUUAAUGGUGAAAAACAAAUUCAAACUUUUGAUAUCAAUAAACAAGAAAAUUCUUUACCAAUGUUAUCAUUGAAAAAAAUUGGUAAGACUUGGUCAUUUAUGAGAACUUUAUCUUAUAAUCAAAGUGAUAAUUCAGUAUUAGUUGUCCAUGGUGAAGGUGAUAAUGGGAAUUAUGCUUUGAUUACUUUACCUAAACAUGUAACUGGUGCUAUUGAACCAACUGAUAUUCGUCAAGGUGAAGCCAAUUUUGCCGCAUUUAUUUCUCGUAAUCGUUUUGUUACUUUUGUUAAAUCUACUAAAACUUUACAAGUUAAAGAUUUGAAUAAUAAUAUUACGAAAACGGUUCAAUUAGAUCUGUCAAUUGUUGAUGUAUUACCGGGGUCUCCUGGUCGUAUUUUAUUGGUUAAAGCUCAUUCAGUGAUUAAUUAUGAUGUUCAACAACGUAAAGAAUUGGCAGAAAUUAGUGUUAAUAAUGUCAAAUAUGUUUCUUGGUCGAGUAAUGGACAAUAUUUGGCUUUACUUUCUAAACAUACCAUCACUAUUGCUGAUAAGGAUUUAGAAUUAAUCACCUCAAUGCAUGAAACUAUUAGAAUCAAAAGUGCUGCUUGGGAUGAUACUGGGGUUUUAUUAUAUUCCACUUUAAAUCAUAUCAAGUACACUUUAUUGAAUGGUGAUAAUGGUAUUAUCAAAACUUUAGAAAAUACAUUGUAUAUUACUAAAGUUCAAGGCAAUUUAAUUUAUUGUUUGAAUCGUCAAGGACAAGUUGAAACAAUUACUAUUGACCCCACUGAAUAUAGAUUCAAACGUGCAUUAGUUAAUAAGAAUUUUGGUGAAGUGUUAAGACUUAUUAAAAAUUCUACUUUAGUUGGUCAAAAUAUCAUUGGUUAUUUACAGAAAAAGGGAUUCCCUGAAGUUGCAUUACAUUUUGUUCAAGAUCCAGAAACAAGAUUUGAAUUGGCUUUAGAAUGUAGCAAUUUACAAGUGGCUUUAGAACAAGCUAAAAUUUUGAAUAAUAAUCAAAUUUGGGAAAAAUUAGGUGAAGAAGCUUUAUUACAAGGUAAUAUUGAAAUUGUUGAAUAUAUUUAUCAACAAUUACAUCAUUUUGAUAAAUUAUCAUUUUUAUAUUUAUAUAAAGGUGAUGAUGAAAGAUUAGAUAAAAUGUCAACCAUUGCUCAACAUCGUGAUGAUACUUCUUCAUUAGUACAAAACACUUUAUAUAAUAAUGAUAUCAAAAAAAGAUGUCAAGUUUAUAUUCAAAAUGGAAUGUUACCUUUAGCUUAUACUUUAGCUAAAUCUAAUGGAUUAAAUGAAUUGGCAGAACAAAUUUUACAAGAAGCUAAUAUUAGUGAAAAAGAUGUUGAAUUACCCGAAUUGGGUGAUGUUGUCCCCUUACCUAAACCAAUUGGUGAACCUGUUGGUAAUUGGCCAUUGAAAGAUUCAGAAUUAUCUUAUUUUGAAACGGCUUUAAUCACUGGAAAAAUUGAAAACUUGUCAAUCAAUGAAGAUAAUCUUACUACUGGUGCUGAAGGUUUUGAGUCUGGUGCUACCAAUAUUGAUGAGAACCUUGGAUUUGACAAUAAUAAUAAUGAUGAUGAUGAUGAUGAUGGAGAAGGUGGUGCUUUUGGUGGUGAAGAUGAUGCUGAAGCAUGGGAUUUGGACGACGAAUUAGAUAUUGGUGAUGAUGAUAUUGUUGAUGAAAAUGUUCCUGAAUUUGUCACCACUGAGAAUGAAAUCGGUGAUUGGUUACGUAAUGCCAAGACACCAGCUACAUAUGUAGCAGCGGGAGGAUUUGAACAAGCAGCGUCAUUAUUAAAUAAACAAAUUGGAGUGGUUAAUUUUGAACCAUUAAGAACUCGAUUCAAUCAAGUUUAUGGUGCUUCCAAAUUAUAUUUACCAGGUAUGGAUGAAUUACCAGCAAUGAAAACUUAUAUUAGACAUGAUAAUGAUGAAGAUAAUCCACGAAAAUUUAAACCAGUUGUUCCUGGAUAUGAUAAAUUGGAAGAAUUAUUAUCUUUAGGUUUCAAAAAAUUCAAAGCCAAUAAUUUAGAAGAAGCAAUUACCACAUUUAGAAAAGUCAUUUAUACCAUCACUGUCUUAAAUGUUGAUGAUGAAGAUGACGAAACCAAAUGUCAUGAAAUCUUGAGAUUAUGUCGUGAAUAUAUUCUUGGAUUAUCAAUUGAAUUGGAACGUCGUAAAUUACCAAGUCUGGAUGUGAAACGGAAUUUAGAAUUGGCCGCUUAUUUCACUAGAGCUCAAUUACAACCUUCUCAUAAAUUAAAUGCUUUACAAGUUGCCAUGACUCAAUCAUUUAAAAAUAAAAAUUAUGCUUCUGCUUCUUAUUUUGCUGAAGAAUUAUUGAAAAUUUCUAAUAAUAGUGGACCUAGAGCUGAACAAGCUAUGAAAUUGAAAAAUAAAGCUGAUACAAUUGCUAAUGAUACCAUUGAAAUUAAUUUUGAUCCUUUUGCUGAAUUUGAUAUUUGUUGUGGUAGUUUUACACCAAUUUAUAAAGGUGAACCAUUUAUUAAAGAAGCAUUAGUUGGAGCUACUUAUAAACCAGAAUUUAAAGGUAAAUUAUGUAAUAUUACUGAUAUUACUGCUGUUGGAGUACCUGCUUCAGGUUUACGUAUCAAAGGUUAA
Candida albicans SC5314 is the source of this 3666-nucleotide messenger RNA. Its product is annotated as coatomer subunit alpha. Gene Ontology annotation, cellular component: COPI vesicle coat. The record is from RefSeq and is a predicted model, not a curated record. Gene Ontology annotation, molecular function: protein binding; structural molecule activity. Gene Ontology annotation, biological process: intra-Golgi vesicle-mediated transport; intracellular protein transport; endoplasmic reticulum to Golgi vesicle-mediated transport. Bases 1 to 3666 code for a protein of 1221 amino acids. Lineage: Eukaryota; Fungi; Ascomycota; Pichiomycetes; Serinales; Debaryomycetaceae. The transcript has a single exon.